GCACACACACACAAACACAAACGUAUAUCACCUGCAGCAUGCUGCCGUGUGUGAGUGAGAGCACUCUUAUACUCUGGUUGUUUUCAGCGGUCUUCAUCGUGUCCUCACAGCCGCAGACAUGUCUGUGUUUCUGGGAUGGCUCUCGGCUCUGGCCAUGGCUGUUGUCUCCACUCAUGUCCUGCUGAAGGUCUGCUUCCCGUACUUCUGGAGGGACCUGUUGUUCCUGAUCAAGGUGAUCCGGUGCGGAGCGAGGCUGGAGCUCUCGAAGCUCACCUCCAACGUGCACACGGUCCUGGAGAAGUUCGUGCUACAAGCGCAGCGCGUCCCCGACAAACCCUUCGUCAUCUUCGAGGGAAUCGUCCACACGUACCGAGACAUCGAGCAGCGCAGCAACAGACUCGCCCAUGUUUUCCUGGAGAGUGUCAACCUAAGGAAAGGAGACUGCGUUGCCUUGCUCAUGAGCAACGAACCCGACUUCCUGUGCGUUUGGUUCGGGUUGGCGAAGGUCGGCUGCUCGGUCGCUUUCCUCAACACGAACAUCAAGUCCAAGUCUCUGCUGCACUGCUUUAACUGCUGUGGAGCCAAAACUCUAAUAGUUGGAUCAGAACUGGUGGAGUGUUUGGAUGGCAUCCUAACCAGCCUGCUGGAGGACAACAUCCAGGUGUGGGCCAUGGAGAGCCACAGUGAGCACACACAGGUACACAGUCUGUUGGAUAAAGUUGCUGCUGCUUCUGAACAGCCUGUACCAGCUGUGCUACAUGCCACCACCUCUCUCAAAUCCCCCACCCUGUACAUCUUCACCUCUGGAACAACUGGUCUCCCGAAGGCUGCAGUGAUCACUCAUCUGCAGAGUUUGAAGGCAGCAGCAGGCUUUUGGGCCUUUGGGAUGACUGAAGAUGAUGUGGUGUAUAUUCCGCUGCCACUCUACCACAGUGCAGCUUCUUUGAUCGGUAUAGGAGGAACCAUAGAGCUGGGUGCGACCUGUGUCUUGAAGAAGAAGUUUUCAGCCUCCCAGUUCUGGAAUGACUGUAGAAAACAUAAUGUGACUGCUUUCCAGUAUAUUGGUGAACUCUGCAGAUACCUCUGCAACCAGCCUAAGAGAGAGGUGGAUAAAGUUCACAAGGUGCGGAUGGGAGUUGGGAACGGCUUGCGACAGGAUGUCUGGCGGGAGUUCCAGAGUCGCUUUGGAAACGUUAAAAUGUGCGAGGUGUAUGGCUCCACUGAGGGAAACCUGUGUUUCAUGAACCACAUCGGCAAGAUUGGAACUGUGGGCCGGUCCAACUUCCUCUACAGGCUUUUGUUCAAGUACGAUCUUGUAAAGUAUGACAUGGAGAAAGACGAGCCAGUGAAGGAUCAGUAUGGUUUCUGUCAGCGAGUGGGAAGGGGUGAGACAGGGCUGUUACUGUCCAAGGUGAGCGCCACCAGCCCCUUCUUUGGCUAUGCUGGAAGCAAGCAGCUGACGGAGAAAAAGCUGAUGAGAAAUGUAUUCAUGAAGGGAGAUGCCUACUUUAACACUGGUGACCUCAUGGCUGAAGACCAGGAGGGCUUCAUUUGUUUUAAGGACAGAGUAGGAGACACCUUCAGGUGGAAGGGUGAAAAUGUAGCAACAACAGAGUUAACAGAAGCUCUUGGGCUGGUGGAUUUUAUGCAGGAAGUCAAUGUGUAUGGAGUAGAAAUACCAGGUCUUGAGGGCAGAGCGGGAAUGGCUGCUGUGAUUAUAAGACCAGGUCUCAUGUUUGAUGGGAAGAAACUUUUUGAGCACGUGGUGACAGAUCUGCCAGCAUAUGCUCAUCCAAGGUUCAUUAGGAUUCAGGGGAUGAUGGAAAUGACAAGUACCUUCAAGCAGCAGAAAUUCCAGCUGGUGCAAAGUGGCUUCAACCCCUCAACUAUCUCGGACCCUCUCUAUGUGUUGGACUAUCAGCAGAAGAACUACAUUCCUCUAACAGACACUGUCUAUCACAGCAUCCUCGCUGGAGAAUAUAAGCUAUAGAACUCACAAGUAUGGGUAUGAUGACACUGUUUCAAACAUAGAGGGAGAUAAUAAGCUCUGCUGAAUCCAGAUAUCUAAAGGAAGUCCAUGGAAGCACAAUACAAUCAGAUAGGAUGAUAAUACAUUAGUAAAUAAGUGGAUUAUGAUCAGUUGACCAUUUGCAUACGCGACACAAAUAGCACUUGUUAUUUACCAGUUUAAAACCUUCAAACAGACAAACUAAGGCGAUCUCACCAUUCAUACCUUUAAAUAGGCCUUACCUUCUAAAUAAAAGUCUGUUUUGUGUGUAUGAAAGCCAUUUGUGAAUGUUUAUUGUAAUUUAAACAUUAAGACCCUAUGAGGGAUAUAUUGAGACAUGGCUUUCAUUUUUUAAUUCUAAUGCUCUUAAUUUAAAAAAACAUUGUCCAAUCUGUCCAAAUAUUGCUUUCUUUAAAUCCAACUUGAGUACCUAAUCAUAUCUGAACCAAUGGAUAAAUUGAUCGAAUUUUAAGGUACAAAAAUAAGGGAUUUAUUGUUAAGUCAAUAAUAGAUUAAAUAGCUCACAGACAACUAUGCUUGUUCAUUAUCUGAUUUCUUUAUCAAUGUUUCAACAAGAUAGGUAAAUGUUUACACACAUUUUCUUCUUAUGCAAGCAAAAUAUCUGAUUGAUCAAAUCCCUACAUGAUGCUGACCACUGAGAGGACACAAUGCAUGUGUUUACAAUUAGUUACAUUUUUUUAUGAAACUGAAAUCAUUUUAUAUUCUCUGUGAGAGAUUUUGAUGCCAGCCCAACAUUUUUGCCAUAUUCUUUUUUUUAAAUGGUGUGUUGUAUUUAGUGCUUAAUUUCAAUUUUCUGUUUUUAGUUACCUGAGAAUUUAAUGUGUGCUGCUAAAUUCCUUAACUGACAUGCUUGGUAACUUUGCCAGGUCCAAUGACUAUUAACUGUUAGGUAAGGAAUCAGUUAAUAUUAAAGAAGUGUACGUGUACAUUCACAGUAGAUGAAGGAUCAGGGGAGAGCUGUGAUUUGUACCAUCAGCAACAAUAAGCUUGUUUUCAUACCCACUUCCGAGUUGGAGGGAAUGCUUUUGAUUUAUUUAAGGUGUCAACAGCUUAUUUCAGUAUAUCACCAUAUUCCUCUUUUCCAAAUUAGAAGGGUCAAUUUACUUUUAGCAGGGAGUGUCUCUGGUGUGGUCGUUGUGUAUGGCAUGGCGUAACUCUUGGAGAAGAAGAGCACAGUGAUGCUGCUGUGGAUGAAGCCUGGUGGCUGGAAGAGAACAGGGAGCAGGUCUUCAAACAGAGACAGCACGCCGGUUUCUGAACCAACAGGCAGGCGAUGGCCAGGCAGGAUUCAGACAGGGAGGACAGGCAGAGAAACUAACACAGAGGAUGCUUACAAUUAGUCGGACAGUAUAAUCUGGCAAUGAAGAAAGACCAGGGUUCUUAUAAUGCAGAAGGUGAGAAGUGGAGCUCAGCUACAAGUGUGCCAGUAGUGAACUGUGCCAAUACUCGGAACAACUCAACACACACUCAGUCCAAGCACGCCAUACCAACCAGUAUUCAUUCAGACACACAUAAGAACAAGACAUUAUCUCAUGUAUGAUGUUUACAUGAGUCGCUAAAAGAAUAUUUCAUUCAUAUUCCCCCUAAUGUUAUAGAGAAUAGUCUGAGUAUGAUUUUGAGCAGUUGGUAACUACUGUACAUGUUGAUGUCCCAAAAUCCUGUGAAAACUCCAAUAUAAUAUUAUCAAGACGUAUAUGUGUGAACAAAAUGUGACCAUGUUUGGAAUAUUUCAAAUGUUCUUUUAUUGCAUAAUCUGAGUAUGAUCUUAUUCGAGCAUCGUUAAUCAGAAAAUGUUGUUUGAAUGUCAGUACCCAAUCAAAAUAAGAUAUUGCUGUCCAUGUAAACACAGUCACUAAAAAGGCAGAAAAAGGAAUUUUGAAAAUGUUUUCAAAUGUAUAAAAAAGGAAAAACCUGAAAUAUUAUAUUCUAUGAUUGACAUAAGUCUCUUAUUCAUGACAGGGGGAAUUUUAUUUAGAUGCUCUUGGUGUAGAAACAUCUCUAAGAUGCUCAAGAAAAAUGGAAAACAAUGAUUGUUUGUGAAUCAGCGCUCAUAUCCACCUCCAGCAUCAGACAUCCUGCUCAGGUUCUAUCACCCUAAAUGAAGACUGCCAUUUCCAUCCAUUGUUCACUGAUUUUCAUUUCACAUGACCAAGCUGAGCCAGAAGGAGAACACUUGAAUCAUUCUGACUUGCACUUACGGAGUCAAUAUGGAUGUUUACGUUUAAAGGUUUACUUAGGUAUAUUGUCUCAUCUCAUACACGACUUUGCUUCAAGCAUGGGUCACAACAAGUGACUCACAAUACUAUAAUGCACUGAUCAGAAAUAAUUAGAUUCCACCUCAUUGAGAUGAACUUGUACUUAGCCCAGAGAGAGCAUUCGAAGGUUGCCCUCUUUGUUUGAGAAGAACAUCUCCAGAUAAGUAUGUUUUAAUUGAACAACUCAAAUCCAUUUUCCCUCUCUAGGGACACCUUGUGUCUUCAAUCUCUUCAGCUGUACUACUCUAAAUCAAAUCUCAAUUUCAUUUAUUUUAUUUUGUGUGUAUUUACUAAUAGGCUACAUUGUUAAGAGUUUCAGAAUGAAUUCUGAACUGAAUAUAGACCAGUUUCUUUUAUUUUCUUAGUUGAUGUUCAAGUGUUGCACAAACAAUGGGUUUCAUGUUUAUUGUAUUUGUUCUUGUUUUUCAUGCAAACUUGCUGCCGCCACUUUUCUCUGCCAUGGUUGCCAUGUGCUGUAAUUCAGUCUCUGAAAGUGUUGGCAGUUUUAGCCUCAAUAAAAGGGGUGAGCUCGA
Molecule: messenger RNA, 4817 nt
Organism: Limanda limanda (common dab)
Lineage: Eukaryota; Metazoa; Chordata; Actinopteri; Pleuronectiformes; Pleuronectidae
Gene: slc27a6
Product: solute carrier family 27 member 6
Exons: 10
Coding region: 119-1990 (623 amino acids)
Molecular function (GO): long-chain fatty acid-CoA ligase activity; long-chain fatty acid transmembrane transporter activity
Source: RefSeq, a predicted model, not a curated record